Rotaria socialis is the source of this 978-nucleotide messenger RNA. The record is from the annotation of a GenBank genome assembly. Lineage: Eukaryota; Metazoa; Rotifera; Eurotatoria; Philodinida; Philodinidae.
AUGAAUCCAUCUGAUGCUCAUCUUCUGGAUUUGCCUGAUGAAGUAUUACUCAUAAUUUUGAGAAAAUUGAACAAUAUUGAUGUUCUUUAUUCAUUAUUGGAUAUUAAUAAUGGACGACUUGACAUCAUCGCGCAAGAAAACACGUUCACUAAUGUUCUCAAUUUCGUACAUAUUGAUAAUAAUUCUUUAAUUGAUCGAUUCUGCAUCUACAUAUUACCAAGGAUUCAUCAUAAUAUCAAAUAUUUUAUACUUGAACCAGUUUUCAUGGAACGUAUUCUUCGUGCUGCCGUUUAUCCUAAUCUCACUCAACUUAAACUCUUCAAUUUCGAACAACAAAUUGCUUCAAAAUAUUUUACAGGUUUAUCACUUCGUGAUUUACCGUCGACUACUUUUUACUCUUCAAUUCUUACCCAUUUGUCUAUCAUGGUGCAAACUUUUGAUGAUUGUCUUUAUUUACUUGAUGGCCGACUCAAGCAAUUAACUUCAUUCAAUGUUAAUGUUUAUUCCAUAGACAGUUUUUCAACAAUUGUUCAAAACACGGAUAUGUUACCUAAUCUGAAAUGUUUCUCAUUAAAAUCUUUCUUUAAAUUUCAACAAUAUGAACAAAUACCAUCUCUUAUUCGUCGUAUGCCUUAUCUGGAACAUUUAACUUUAUAUCUUUGUAUAAAAGGUCAAAAUAGAAUCAUCGAUGGUACUUGUGUUCAAGAUGAUAUUCUUGUUUAUAUGCCACAGCUUCAUUCAUUCACUUUCUAUAUUAGUACUUAUAUUGACAGUGGUGAUUUACGUCAUAAUAUAUCUCGUCAACAUAUCCAACAAACAUUGAUAGAUAUCGGACAACAAAAUGCGACUACUAUCGUCAAUCGUCUUAGCAGAUCCGUAGUGGAAUGUUCAAUUUUCUCACUUCCUUUUGCAUUUGAUUAUUUUGGAUCUCUUGGCAGCAGUACAUUUUCAAAUAUUAUAUUCAAUUAUGUUACAUAG